This is a messenger RNA of Venturia canescens, 2852 nucleotides long. It is a transcript of the gene Paip2, whose product is annotated as polyA-binding protein interacting protein 2. Gene Ontology annotation, molecular function: mRNA regulatory element binding translation repressor activity. The transcript is spliced from 4 exons. The record is from RefSeq and is a predicted model, not a curated record. Gene Ontology annotation, cellular component: cytoplasm. Lineage: Eukaryota; Metazoa; Arthropoda; Insecta; Hymenoptera; Ichneumonidae. Gene Ontology annotation, biological process: negative regulation of translational initiation. Bases 182 to 631 code for a protein of 149 amino acids.
AGCGGCAAGCAUCCCACGUAGAGAAGGACCGCAAUUUGUGUUUUACGACGCGUAUUGUUGCAUUGUAUUUACUGCGUAAAAAAUCGUAUCCAGUCCGUUGAAUAAUCGCGUGUGUUGCAGUGAGGUGAGAGCAAAAUAAAAUGUGAUACAUAGAAUCCUAAGAUCAGAAACAAAAUCUGGCAUGAAGAUGAAGAUUCCAAACAGCGGUUCUGGUAACGGGUAUUAUGGCCACGAAACCAGUGUUAUUGCUUAUCUUGACAAUGACGAACCUGAAGUGGAUAUACAACCUGUCGUCGACAGUGACUUUUCCGAAUACAUGUGGAUGGAAAAUGAGGAAGAAUUCGACAAGGAGGUAUUGGAACAAUUGGAGGAGGAAGAGUUGAUGGAGGAAUGUUUAGAAGCAAUGCUCGAGGAGGAAAGGCAACAUCAGCGAAACCAAACGACUACAGCAUGGUGCAAUGCAGCCAAUGGUGGUGACAAUAGUCACGAAUUGUGUCAGCAACUUGGUGGUUUGAGAGUUCAGGGUGACCUUGCAAAACAGAGCACACUAAAUCCAGACGCUGCAGAAUUCGUACCAUCGCUUAAAACGACAGUGAGUACGACACAGGAAUUAACGAGUGAAGCUUCGUAGAGGGUCUCUCAUCGUGUAAUGAUAAGAAAGCAGAUCAAAUGGGGUCGUUGAGUCGACCGAGAUCGAACCCGAUCGUAUUUGCAAAAAACACAAUCAAUAACUCACAAAGUCUGUGAAUCAACGAAAUCGAGCUGCGAAAGAUGGAAAAUCGAUUAGGACGUUUUGUGCUAUCUUGAGGAUCCUCGUACGUAUGGAAAAAUACAGGAACAACGAGUCGCCCUAGUGAUAGAAUAAAGCAAAGAAAAAAUAAUGGAAUAAUGCGAUAUUGAAAAACCAAAAAAACAAAAAAAAUUCAAAAUAGUUGACGAAAAACCUAUAACGUUGCGAAAAAAAACGACUAAAAUAGAAACUAACGCUACGAUUACAUUGAUAUCUCAAUACGGAAUAACAUUAGUUCUAUAUACUCUUAAGUGAGCUAUCGUGUGUUUUUUCUUAUGGUUGUCCACCGAACCAAGGAUUCGGACAACGAGGAAAAAGAAGAUCAAUAAUAUACGCAGAUCCAAGACUCGUACCAACAAACGAGAUUUCAAGUCAAAAUCGUUUCCACAUAAAAUACACACGGACAUACUCACUGCUUCAUUUUUUCUCCCCACGCUCUAAAAAGAAUUUCAGUUUCCGAGUUCAAUCAAUUUUACCAUAGAUAAAAACAGAAAAAAAAACAUGAAAUCACUAAAAUAUGAAAAAAUAAAAGAAUGAAAAACGAUUAUUUCUGAAUCGUGUACUCUAAUAACUUUUGUAGACUCAUGGAUCGUUACAAAUAGAAGAUAAAUAAGAUAAUUAUGAAAAUCGGGUACUUAAGAUGAAAUCAAUUUAUUGAGCUGGAAUACGAUUUGAGAUUUUUUUAAUCGAGGAAAGAAAGUUAUUGCGUUAAUCGAAGAUUCGCCAAGCAAACCUCGAAGCUUUAUUAUGGAAAUUGCGUUUCUCUACCGAUUACAGUUGUAACUAUUAGCAGCUUUUUUGAAAUCAAUUUUAUCAUUCAUCCAUGACUAUAAUUAUUCACAUUAUUUUCAUUUCUAUAACAAAUAAAUAUGAGAAUAGAUUCGAUAUGUAUUUUUCAAGAUGAUUCACAAUAUUUUGUUUGUUGUUGUAUCUUAUUUUUAGACUGGAAAAAGGAAAAAAAAACUCGACCGAUAAUAAUUCAGGCUGUGAGGAAUUUCCUUGGUGUCUCUUCGCGAAUCGAAGAACUCAAUCGCGAGCGAUAACAGCUUAACUCACUUUCAAGAACGAUUUCUAUUACGAAUCCACGAAAAUGCGAGAAACUAUAAACAUACAAAAUAUGCAUUAAAAAAAAAAAAUUAAAAAAAAAAAAUAAAAUAAAAUAAAAUAAAGAAAAUGAACAAAAAUAGUGAAGUGUAGACUUUAGGGUAUGAACAAAAUCUCAUUGUUGAAAAACAUACGAGCUAUUUAUUAGGAUUAAUGUAUAGAAGCCAGAAUGUUUGAAACUACACGUUUAAAUUCACCGUGCUUGAAAGAAUAUUAACAGAAAAUCAAGCUGUCAAAUUUGGCAAUUAAACUGCAGCGUACGUCGUCUUCCACUCAAUAUUUUUUUCACCCCUUUGGUCCAUUUGUUAUGAUCUUCAUAAAUAUUAUGAGUAAUGCAUUAAUCUGUGAGCAAUAUAGAAAAUAUUGAAAUAAUUAGUUCGUCAUCCGAUUAAUGAUUAUGGUUGUAAUUGUACAAAGUUUGCUUUUUUAAAUUCAUUUCUUUGUCAGUUUGCGUCGAUGUGUAAUUUUAGUAAUAUCUGCAAAUUCUCAAAUCAAUUGUAUCAUAAUUCCUUAUUUCCAUGAAUUUCAUGAAAAAUAUGUAUUUUCUAUCACAAUACAUUAACUGUAAAUUGUAAAUUUUCAAUUUUCAACUACCCUAAACGAAUAAUUUCAAAAAUUGUUCUCUCAUUUGCUAUGCGAAGCUGCUAAUGGUUUGAAAUUAAUAACGAAAAUUACCAAAGUUAUGGAACAGAGAAACAACCGUUUUGGUGAAAUUGGUAAAUAAUGAAAUUGUAUUCGAUUUUCGUAUUAGAUUCGAACUAGACAUUACUGUUCUAAAAGCUGAUUACGAAUUACUUUUAAUAGUUGUAUGUCACGUCGAUGUCCGAGGUUUCAGGCACUUGGAAUUUAUUUCGUUUAUAUGUCCUUUUUUUCAAUUUCAUAUCAUCUCAUUUAUUUUAUAUAGAUUUUUCGAUUAUAUAGCAUAAAAACAGAAAUACAGUAUAUCUAUUGAAACGAA